Messenger RNA from Acaulospora morrowiae, 4224 nucleotides. NCBI's taxonomy places the organism in Eukaryota, Fungi, Glomeromycota, Glomeromycetes, Diversisporales, Acaulosporaceae. The record is from the annotation of a GenBank genome assembly.
AUGGCUUGGAAAAGUGUCAAAAAUUUGUUUUCUCUCGAUACCACCUCUAACAAUGCAUCAUCUAACAAAAAGAAUGCCAAUAUAUCGUCGCGUAUUGCGCCACGACCAAUCCUUUCUUCCUCAAAUAAUAACAAUGAGCAAUCAUCGAUCAAAAGCAAGGUUGAUAAAACGCACGAUGUUGACGGGACAAAUAGUUCCUUCCGGACGACCGAUACGAUAAGCAAACCUCCAAGUUUGAGUUCGUCACACGCUUAUUCUACAAAUGACAUCCAUCAGCAGUUACAUGACGCCAGUGAACUUUUAUAUCUUCAUCUACCUGAGGACGUGAAAUCCGUGUUGGACAAGUUAAGAGCUCUCCAGAACACCGAGAAAUCUUUGAUAUUUGAUCAAAAGAUGGUAAAUGGUGAAUGGCAGAACCCCUUUACAACAUUAGAAGCUGCCAUCAUGUCAUUAUUAAUAAUGGCACCGAGGUUGUUACUAGUCAAUACUCCAAAGUCAACAACACCAAGAGGAGAGGGUGAAGAUUAUUUCACCAGAUUUUCUGGUGUCCAAGAUAAUUUAUCGUCUCGUCCCUCCUCUUUAAUUAUCCAAGAAGAACAUUACGAAGAAGAAAACACGUCAAACUUAUUCUCUCCCCUCAAUACACUUUCGGUUAUACUAGAGAAUCCACACGAUCAGCAACGUAGAAAUUCCCAUUAUUCCAUCCGCAGUCAUCUAUCCACUUCCACCUUUUGUUCGAAUCUCUCGAUGUCACAAUCGAAAAAUUCUUCUUUAGUUAAGGUUUUGAGUGCUUCUACCCUUUUGACCACCGUGAUCGGAACCAUUUUGUCGAUGCACAAUGAUGCACUGAUGAACAGCUUCACGGAAUCCUCGAUGUUGGAUAGUUAUCGCUCGUUACACGAAAGAAUCUCGAAUGAAGCGGACGCAGUGUUGAGGUAUGUUAGGAAAAUUACCACGCAGGGCAAAGCCGAAGAGUUGUCGAUACAUGGUCAGUCUAUAUACGACAAGUUGGUUGUACACUCGAAUCGCCUUGUGGAUUCACUCAAUCUGCUGGUAAAUUUCGUUCAUGUGCAUCUGCCCAUACUUCAUGAAGAACCUCUAGGAAUGGCACCGUUGGAUGUCCGAGAGAAUGAUCCGUUGACUCCCGAAGAGAAAGUUUAUCAAAAGAAAAAGAACACAUUUAAAAAGAAGGUAAUGCGAAGUCUAAGCUCGUUCAGGCGAAGCUCCUUAGGCUCGAAGAGUAAAAAGUCCAAGAGUAAAAAUUCGGCCUCCGAAGAUUCUGAUCAUUCUGGACAUUUGAGCGGACGUAGCAGUUUGACGUUUGAGCGUGGGCGACCUUUGUUUUCACUCCAUCAAACAAGCGCUGAUGCCUUAAGGCACAACAGAAAAACGAGGAAUGAAAGUAGAGAUUCGAGUAGCGUCGGCUCGCUUGCGUCAAACGCUUCCGUCGUUACGGCACCGGCAAUGUAUAUGAGAACCAGAAAGAUAGCAUUCUCUGAAGGCUCAUCGUUGCGCAGGUCUGAUCAGCCAAUAAUGCCUCGAACCCGCCUUCGACGAAAAAGUUCAUUUCUCUCCAUAGACACGAGUCAUAAUUCCAAUGUUUUUCAGACCGACAUUUCUUCCCCAAGUACGGUGAGCAGCCUUAGUUCGAGCUGCCGGGCUUACGGUGGCCCUCUAAUACCGAACCACGAACCUCUAUCCAGCCCAAGUAAAAAAUCAAAAUUUAGAGAACAAAUUGACGAUCCACCGUCGAAGUUCUCUACACAUUUUCUGGAGGGAAACAGAAACCAAGACAACUUACAUUCAAUGGAUUGGAACACACCUCGGUCACCACGUUCUCUCAAAACAUCCAUGCUAUCCAGAAUGGCUUCGACACGCCGUCGUCUAUCGCAUAGCUCUACCGAAUCAGCUAACUCUCUCUUCGUAUAUUCUCAUAAAAUAUCGGAUUCGACAACAUCUUUGGAAACCCGACCGACGAAAAAUGAUGAAUUUGAGGAAAAAGUUGAUGAAAUUGUUUCACCAACGGACACAAGACCUCGGAAAAAUUCUCAUUCUAAGAUUAAGUCCUAUUUCUUGAAGCACAUAGGUUCUCUGUCUCCAGUUUCUUCGAAAGGUAAAAAAACAAGCUACUGGCCGGUAACCGAGGAAUCCGAGUCGACGUCGAAAAAACCAACGCAUGGAACCUCGACGUUAUCAGGAAAGCAGCUCAAGGUUCAUAAGAAUAACAGCGACACAGAUUUGAAGAGUUUGCAGAUGAUGUGGGCGGAAAGAGAUCGAUUAAAUGCAAAUUCAGUGGCGCACGCAGAGAAGUCGUGCGAGGAUGCUGAAGAAGUGAUAGUACCAUCGACCACGGAAGUCAGCGAUGCGAACAACCUUAGGGAACAAUUGUUCAGGAAAAUUGUUACCAAAAAGAGUUCGACCAACUUGAGCGUCAAGAAGAAAUCCAGCCUGAGCAGUAUGAUAAAGAUUUCAAAUGUAUUCACACGUCUCCACGAGGUAAAAGCUGUUCAUUCUCGUUGCUUCCAACUAAUUUCGAAAGUCACUAAACGUAAUAUUCUUCAGCAAGGACACAACGACUCCUUUUCUCCGGAUGAUGGACUAUUGACAGAUAACGUCGACGGAAGUCCGCAAAUUCGGGCGAGCACCCUCGAGAAUUUAAUAUCUCGAUUAGCGGACGAAAACGAACAAGAUAAUGAAUUUAUAGAUUGCUUCGUCUUGAGUCACGUAUUUUUUACAAGUUCAAAGGAGUUCUUAGAAAGUAUGAUUAUGAAAUUCACGAACAAUCAAGGGACACUUUCUACGGACACAGAAGCACAAACUUCCUCUAUUCAACAAAAAGUGUUGACUGUUCUUGACCGAUGGAUAUCACUUCAACCUCAGAAUUUUCAGAUCGAACCUGAACUACGCAACAAAUUGCAAGAAUUCUUGACGGAUGGAGUCUCGAACGCCGGUUUUCGAACGGACGCAGAGAAAAUACAGAAAAAGUUGUCGGAUAUUCCAAACAUUCCAUCAUCUUUACCUUUACAACAACAACAAAACACUAAAGAUUUCAGUGCAAACCCUCAAAAAUCUUUACAAAAAAACUCAACGCUUUACGAUUCAUCACCGCUCUUGGAAUUCAGUUCAAAAAAUAUUGCAAAAUAUUUGACGCUGAUGGAUUUUAACGCGUUGAAAUCAAUAACCUUCUUUGACUUUAUAACCGUGUGGUGGCGUAAGAGGCAAGCUUUUGAAACCGACGGAAGCCCAAAUGUCGCUAUGCAGGAUCAGCAAUUUGGAUUGGAAGAAAACAGGUUGGACGCUUUUACAAGGAGGUCUAACAUGCUAAGUCAUUGGAUAGCGCAUGAGAUAUGUAGUCUAAAAACGGUCAAGGCGAGGCGCACCAUUCUUCAUAAGUUUAUUGAGGCCGCAAAGUAUUGUCUCGAGUGGAACAAUUUCCACACUGCGAUGUUCAUCGCGUUGGCCUUGAAUUCAAGGCCGGUGCGUCGCCUCGAGAAAACUUGGGAGACGUUGUCUCAUCAGGCACUUCUAAAUCUUCAAAGCAUAGAGGAGCUCAUAGAUUCUUCUGGAAAUAUGCGAAAAUACAGGACUACUUUGGCGCAGGCUACGCCGCCGAUAGUUCCAUUUUUCGCAACCUUCCUUAAAGAUAUAACAUUUAUAAUGGAAGGUAACAACACAUUCCUUCCAACUGGACAUAAACGAGAAAAACAAUUUCGAACGUCAUCCAUGUCAACAACACCAACCCUAGAACACAACAUCGAAUCGCAAGAAUUAUCCGCAAGAUCAUCAACACCAACAUCCGAACCGCAUUCAGACACAUCAAACACCUUAUUUAAAGAACCGCAACCAUUAAUAAAUUUCGAAAAAUUCCUUUUACUGAAAAAAAAUGUAUACAAUAUUACAAGAUACACGUCGAAAUCAUAUCCAUUCGAAAAUCAGUUAUCUUCACAUUCAUUUAAAUCAAUAUAUCAAACAACACCAUCAAAAACAACGGAAAACAUUCAAGACAAAAUUAUUUCCAACAAUUCCGAUUCUAAUAUCGGUGAUUCAAAAACAACAUCAACACUGCUAGAUUAUAUCGGAGAAGUCAUAGAAAAUAGAAUAUUUGAAGCAGCAGGGGCAAUUUUUGGUGGUAAUGUGGCAUCAAUUGCGAUGUCAGAUGGAGGUGAACUAGAAGCCGAAUUAAUGGCAUUAUCUUUAGAAGCAGAACCAAUAGCACAACAAUAA